GCUGCCUCACGUGGUCCCCCUGUCUUGGCUUUGUACACCCACAGUGUCCUUUCUUUUACACCUGUGCCCACUUCAUCACCUACGGCCAUCCCGUAAACGUCUCUGGACAUUUACACAUCACAGUGUGCUUGAGUCCGAGAAUAACUGUCUGAUUUCCAUUAGAUUCUCAGCCUUAGUGCACCUUUCACCACAGCACGACCCAUUUCUUUCUGGAUUAUUGGAAUGGAAGGAAAAAAGUGUGAGUCCUUCUCUGCCUCACUGACCUCCACAGUCAUAGGGGGCCAAACAGAAGAGCCGUAAGGCAGUUAACGCAGACACCUCCCGAGCAUCAGGAAAGAAGACCUGUUUCCUGUCAGAACUUUGUCUGAAAUCCACAUAGGAACAACCAUGAAGUUCUGGAUUUGCCUGCUCCUCACGUUCGUCAGUGUCCAUCUGCCCGUGCUGGGAAGCCUCAGGACAAAACACAAGAGUGGUAAUGGUGCAGAGAGAGGGAGGAACAACAGGAAGAGUGGGAACGUUGUCACUCCAUGGACACUGGCGCUCCUAGAUGAAAUGGCAUCAGUUGAUGAGUGCUGGGUGCAACCUCCAUCAGAGUACUGUGCAAACAGGUGCACGCGGCUGCAGACUUGCGUGAACCCUAAUCUUACAUGCUGUUGGGCCUACUGUGGAAAUAUCUGCUUGGACAGAGAAGAGUCCUUUAAAACAAUGCUAAUCCCCUAAGUUCUGUCUGGCCCACCACUAGCAUGUGCAGAAGAAUAACACUGUGGUCUAGGAAGAGUGCUGCCUGGUUGCUGUUGGGAUGUGAACUUGCUCCA
Molecule: messenger RNA, 815 nt
Organism: Fukomys damarensis (Damara mole-rat)
Lineage: Eukaryota; Metazoa; Chordata; Mammalia; Rodentia; Bathyergidae
Gene: Wfdc11
Product: WAP four-disulfide core domain 11
Exons: 5
Coding region: 388-720 (110 amino acids)
Source: RefSeq, a predicted model, not a curated record